Messenger RNA from Auxenochlorella protothecoides, 3273 nucleotides. RefSeq names its product DNA-directed RNA polymerase III subunit RPC2. Gene Ontology annotation, molecular function: DNA-directed RNA polymerase activity; ribonucleoside binding; DNA binding. The record is from RefSeq and is a predicted model, not a curated record. Gene Ontology annotation, biological process: DNA-templated transcription. The transcript has 10 exons. Gene Ontology annotation, cellular component: RNA polymerase III complex. Lineage: Eukaryota; Viridiplantae; Chlorophyta; Trebouxiophyceae; Chlorellales; Chlorellaceae. The coding region runs from base 1 to 3273 and encodes 1090 amino acids.
AUGCCGGUGACCAAGGGGAGCAGUGCCAAGGUUGUCGAUGCCGGCUCCCCGCACAGCGUGCUGGGCGAUGCCGGCAUCGACGACUGCGAUCCUGCGAAGCUCACCCAGCCGAUCAAGGAGGUGAAGGACAAGUACCAGCUGCUGCCGGCCUUCUUGAGGGUGCGGGGCCUGGUCCGCCAGCACAUCGACUCCUUCAACUACUUCAUCAACCAUGAGAUGAAGAAGAUCAUACAUGCCAAGGGCAACGAGCGCGUGACCUGCGAUACCGACCCCAACUUCUACCUCAAGUACCUGAACAUCUACGUGGGCAAGCCCAGCAUCGAGGAGGAGUACAUCGUCACAGACAUCUCGCCCCAGCAGUGCCGCUUGCGCGACAUGACCUACUCCGCCCCCAUCUCCGUGGACGUGGAGUACACGCGGGGCAAGGAGAUCGUGAUGAAGCGAGGGAAGAACGGACAGGGCGCCCUCUUCCUGGGCCGCAUGCCGCUCAUGCUGCGCAGCGACCGCUGCGUGCUCAAGGGCAAGUCGGAGGCGGAGCUGGCCAAGCUGGGCGAGUGUCCGCUGGACCCCGGCGGCUACUUUGUGGUCAAGGGAACCGAGAAGGUGAUCCUGAUCCAGGAGCAGCUGUCCAAGAACCGCAUCAUCAUUGACACAGACAGCCACGGCGGCAUCGUGGCCUCCGUGACCUCCUCCACGCAUGAGCGCAAGUCCAAGACCAACAUCGUGACCAAGCACGGCCGCCUGCUGCUGAGACACAAUGCCUUCACGGAGGACAUCAACAUCCUGGCCGUCCUGCGUGCCAUGGGCGUGGAGAGCGACCAGGAGUUUGUGCAGCUUGUGGGGUCGGAGCCGGCCUUUGGCAGCCUGCUGGCGCCCACCUUGCAGCACUGCCGGGAGGAGAGCACGGGCGUGUUCACCCAGGCGCAGGCGCUGGAGUUCCUGGCGGCGCGCGUCAAGUCCAGCCGCCCGCCCGGCGGCUUCCAGCGCCGGGGCCGCUCGCGCGUCGACGAGGCACGUGACAUCCUGUCGGGCGUGGUGCUCUGCCACGUCCCCGUCCCGCGCUACAACUUCCAGGCCAAGGUGGUUUACCUGGCGGUCAUGGUGCGGCGCAUGCUCUGCGCCAUGCUGGACCCGGGCUUCGUGGAUGACCGCGACUACUACGGCAACAAGCGCCUGGAGCUGGCGGGGGGGCUGCUGGCCCUCCUCUUCGAGGACCUGUUCAAGAAGCUGAACGCGGACCUGAAGCACCACACAGACGCCACGCUGUCCAAGGCCAAUCGCGCGACGCAGUACGACAUCGCCAAGUGCCUGGGCACCCACACCAUCACCGCCGGCCUGGAGAACGCCAUCAGCUCGGGGAACUGGACCAUCAAGCGCUUCCGCAUGGAGCGCAAGGGCGUGACCCAGGCAAGGGUCCUGUCCCGCCUGUCCUUCAUCUCGGCGGUGGGCAUGAUGACGCGCAUCACCUCCCAGUUCGAGAAGACGCGCAAGGUGAGCGGCCCCCGCGCGCUGCAGCCCAGCCAGUGGGGCAUGCUGUGCCCCGCCGACACGCCUGAGGGCGAGUCCUGCGGCCUGGUCAAGAACCUGGCCCUGAUGACGCACCACGACGCGGUGCACAUCGCGGCCGACGGCGGCCGCGUCUGCCGCCCGCUCAUCAUCUGCGACGCGGGCGUGCCGCGCGUGACGGGCGCGCACCUGGCGCGCCUGAAAGCGGGGGAGUGGAGCUUCAACGACUUUCUGACCGCGGGGCUCGUAGAGUACCUGGACGUGAACGAGGAGAACAACGCGCUGGUGGCGCUGUACGAGUGCUUCUGCAACCCCGCCACCACGCACCUUGAGAUCGAGCCUUUCACCGUGCUGGGCGUGGUGGCGGGGCUCAUCCCCUACCCGCACCACAACCAGUCGCCGCGCAACACCUACCAGUGCGCCAUGGGGAAGCAGGCCAUGGGCAACAUCGCCUUCAACCAGCUGCAGCGCAUCGACACGCUCAUGUACCUGCUGCAGUACCCGCAGCGCCCCCUGCUCACCACCAAGACCAUCGAGCUUGUGGGCUUCGACCGCCUGGGCGCGGGCCAGAACGCCAUCGUCGCCGUCAUGUCGUACUCGGGGUACGACAUCGAGGACGCGAUCGUGAUGAACAAGGCCAGCCUGGACCGGGGCUUCGGGCGCUGCGUGGUGAUGCGCAAGUAUGCGACCACGCUCAAAAAGUACGGCAACCGCACGCAGGACCGCAUCACGCGGCCGGCGGAGGCAGCGGCGCCAGCCGGCGCCAGCACCACCACCACCACCCGCCCCGGCGGCCGCUUCUCGGUGCUGGACGCGGACGGCAUCGCGGGGGCGGGCCGCGUGCUGACCCAGGGCGAGUGCCUGGUGCACAAGCAGUCGGGGUACCGCGCCGCGCCGGUGAUGUGGAAGGGCUUCCCGGGGGAGCGCUGCGCGGUGGACCGCGUGAUGGUGACCAGCAACGACGACUCGGCCUGCGUGGUCAAGGUGCUGGUGCGGCACACACGGCGCCCCGAGCUGGGCGACAAGUUCUCCUCUCGCCACGGCCAGAAGGGCGUGGUUGGGUGCAUCGUGCCCGAGGCCGACCUCCCCUUCUCCGAGCGCGGGGUGGUGCCCGACCUGAUCAUGAACCCGCACGGCUUCCCCUCCCGCAUGACUGUGGGCAAGAUGAUCGAGCUGCUGGGGUCCAAGGCGGGGGCGGUGUCCGGCCGCCUGCACUACGGCACCGCCUUUGGCGAGGGCAGCGGGCUGGCGGACCGUGUGGACGCGCUGUCCGCGGAGCUGGUGGCGGCGGGGUUCUCCUACUCGGGCAAGGACCUGCUCCACUCCGGCAUCACGGGGGAGGCGCUGGAGGCAUACGUCUUCAUGGGGCCCGUGUACUACCAGAAGUUGAAGCACAUGGUGAUGGACAAGAUGCACGCGCGCGCGCGAGGGCCGCGCGUCGUGCUCACCAGGCAGCCCACCGAGGGCCGAUCGCGCGACGGCGGGCUGCGCCUGGGGGAGAUGGAGCGCGACUGCCUCAUCGGGUACGGCGCGUCCGCGCUCCUCCUGGAGCGGCUCAUGAUCUCCUCUGACCAGUUCGAGGUCCACGUCUGCACCCACUGCGGCCUGCUGGGCUACUGGGACGCGGCGGCGCGCCGUGCGCGCUGCCCAGGCACCGGUCGAGCCGACGCCAUGGCCACCAUGAAGCUGCCCUACGCCGCCAAGCUCCUGUUCCAGGAGAUGCAGGCCAUGAACAUCGUGCCCCGCCUGGUGCUGGCCGAGGCCUGA